GUUAUUUUCCAUUCCAAAAAUUUAUCAUAUUUUUUUUGUAAUUUUCAACCAAAAAUUAUGGUUUUUUCUUAAUUAAUUCAGUAAAAUUUAUGAAUUGGCGUUCGUUAUUGAAAAUAGACCGUACCAAAUUUGCAAUGAUCCGAUAAAUUGGAAGAUCGUGAAAUAUCUUCAUAAACUCCGCCAGUCUUCCGAUGGAUUUGAAUUGCUUUUCAAAUUCUCACUUGUGAUACAAAUUUCAAACCUUCGUCGUCAUGAGUAUUUCAGAAAUGAAGUAUUCGGCUCUCGACAAGAAGCACGAGUUCUUGCAGAAUAUCAAAAUCGCUCGAGAAGAGAGAGCCUUCGAAAAACGUCGAGAGAACUGCGCCAUUCUAAUACAAGCGCAUAUCAAAGGAUGGCUGGCUCGUAUAAAAUAUCGAAGAAUAAUCUUGCAAGAAUUCGACGAUACCUUGGAUGAAAAUGAUACUCUGAAACCAUCGUUGAAUAUUUAUCACUUGAUUCGUAGGUUUUUAUCUGUCAUGGAUCCGAAAUCCGAUCGAGAUCGAUUUUUGAAGUUAUGUCGAUACAUUACGAGAAGUUUGGAAUCGGAAAGUGCUGGCGUGAGCUACGUAGGCGUAUUUUUGCUCAAAGAACAUUCCGUUUUAUGGAUAUCGCAGUUGAAGGAACUUUUGAACAAGUGCAAUUUUUACUUACAAAUGCUCGUUAACGACAAUCAUUUGAAUUCCCAUGAAUUACAAAAUAUGCUAAUUGUGUUUCUACAUACUAUAAUUUCUUUCACCUCUAUCAAUACUUGGGCCGUUUUUAAUACGAAGAACUGCUUGGCUGAAACUUUACGCGUUCUUAAACCCGGAUUAAAUCAACUUUGUAACAAUGUCGUCGGUUAUUUGAUAAAACAUGAUUUUUAUACCACGUUGAAGAAUAUUUUGAGAAGAAGUUUCAUGCCUACAUUCGGAAUAAAUAAGCUAGUCUUGACGAAUACGUGUUUAAUGGCUGUGAUGAUAUUGGCAUCUAGGCCUUUGUUAUAUUCGGAUUUUAACGAUAAAAUAAUGCUCCAUUUUAUCGAAAACAUUCUCACAGUACCUGCAAUUAUACAUCACGCUAGAAGUAUUUCACCUCAGUUUUUGAAUAUCUUCGACGAAGAACAACUGCUGGAGCACUUGAUGAAAUUUCUCAGACGACAUUUACAUGCCACAUCGACUGAUUUAGAAGCUAGAGAUUCGUUUUUAAACGCUAUGGAUGUUGGAAAAAGCAACAAUCUUUUAUGUUUCACUGCUAAUUUCAUCGAACUGACUUACAUUUAUUUAGAACAAGUGACCAAAAAGCAGCAAAUACUGAAUUUUAUCCAUAAUAUGACAUUUCUGCUAUUGCAAUGUCAGAGUUGCGUCGUAUCUCAUAGAUCCUCCAAUCUAACUCAGUGGCAUCCGAUUUUGGGAUGGUUUUCUCAAGAUGGUUACGAUAUGAAUAUUCACGAUUCUUUACCAAUCAUUAAAUACCAGUUAGGAUUGUUGUGGUCGAAAGGUUACGUAACUGUGUUUCUAGUCGAGCCUUUGCAAUCUGCUUUGGAGGAUGUUGCAAACGAUGAAACGAAUUCCGAAAAGAAAGGCGGAAAUAAUAGGAAUAUAUUCGGCAAAAAAGCUCUAGACUUAUUGGCUGACAUGGCUUCGGUGAAUAGUAGAUGGAAAAUGAGGGAUUCGAGAAGUCCAGAAGUUAUAGCUGCUGCUAACGAGAUCAAAAAUAGAGUAUUCGAGGCUUGUCGUUUAUAUCAUAUUAUGAUAAAUACUUUUAUUCAAUUGAGAUUGGAUAUUCUGACGGGUUUAUGUUACCAAAACGACGUGUUGUUCUUAUUAUGGAAAUACUUUCUAUCGCAAAACAACGGAUUAAAAUCAUUUUACCGAAUCGUAUCGACGAAUGCUCAUACAAGUGAUCGUAACCACGAAGCUGAUUGCCAAAUGUUGCUACUUUUUAGCGAAUGCAUGAUCCAUUAUAUUACCAUUUUAGACGAUGUUGAAAUGUACGAAGAACAGUCUUUAUUCCGUAUAAGUGAUUUCUUGCAAUUAUCAUCGUUUUUAAAUUAUUUCUUGUAUAAGGGAGUCAUGAAUGAAAUCUUCACUGAUGAAGAAGAUGGAACUAUUACUAGUCAAUUAUUUACCACGUUACAUUCUUUAUUGAUGGUCUUGUAUUUACGAGACUGCCGAAGAUCUUAUACAUCGUCUUCGUCGCAUUGGAUCAUCAAAGAAAUCAAAGCUAGCGCAUUUUUUACCGAUUUAGAUAAAAAUAAGAAAAAGAUAUUGAUACUGAAAGAGAAAAUGCCUCAUGUUUUAUCGUAUCAAGAACGUGUUCAUUUAUUCAAAAAAAAUCUUUUUGCUGAAAAGAACAAAUUAAAGCUUCAGUUGCAACAAAGAACCGAAGGAAGUUCUAAUAAUCCUACCGGUGUUAAUCCUCCAACACCUGUUAGAGUUAUCAAAAUUCGUAGAAAUCACAUCGUUGAAGAUGCAUUCUAUUAUCUACAUAAAUGGAGCGCGAUAGAACUGAAACAAGCGUUUCGUAUAAAAUUCGUCAACGCCGAAGGAUUAGAAGAAGCUGGAGUUGAUCAGGCUGGAAUUUUCAAAGAAUUUAUCGUGGAUUUGGUGAAAAAGUUAUUCGAUCCGUCAUUGAACUUAUUUCGAAGAACUGCGUGCGCACACAUGUAUCCAUCUCCCAUGAGCACAAUGUCGGAAGGGAACCAUCUAGAUUUAAUGGAGUUUUCCGGUAAAAUGUUGGCCAAAGCUGUAUACGAGGGUAUUGUUUUGGAUGUACGAUUAGCUUCAUUUUUUCUGAGCCAAGUUUUGGGUCAAACUCAGUCCACAUCGUAUAGUUAUAUCGAUGAUUUACCUUCUUUGGAUGAAGAACUUUAUCGUAGUUUAAUGUAUAUUAAACAUUACGAUGGAGAUGUGGCUGAUUUAUCUCUAACUUUUUCUACAACCGAAGAAUUUUUCGGAGUUAUUACUACUCGCGAAUUAGUACCCGGAGGAAAAGUUAUAAACGUUACUAAUAGUAAUAAAAUUAUCUAUAUCCAUCUAAUGGCGCAUUUUAGAAUGCAUACUCAAAUCAAACAACAAACCAUAGCCUUUGCCAAAGGUUUCCAUUGUAUAUUUUCUAGCGAUUCGUUGACUUUGUUUUCGGUUCCUGAAUUACAAUUACUUAUUUCCGGUGAAGAUAAACCAUUGAAUUUUACUCAACUGCGACAGCAUACGCAGUAUUAUGGAGGCUUUCACGAUUCCCAUAAAGUUAUCAUUUGGUUAUGGGAUAUUCUGAAUAAUGACUUUACCGAGCAAGAACGUGCUCUAUUCCUCAAAUUUGUAACUAGCAGUUCGAAACCUCCGGUUUUGGGAUUUGCAUUUCUAAAUCCACCGUUCUCGAUUAGAUGCGUCGAAGUGAGCGAAGAUGAGGAUGCCGGUGAUUCCAUAGGAAGCGUUAUCCGGGGAUUUUUCACCAUAAGAAGAAAAGGACCAGAGCAUAGAUUACCUACAUCGUCGACUUGCUUUAAUUUACUAAAAUUGCCUAAUUAUAGUCGAAAAAGUGUACUAAAAGAUAAGCUGCGCUAUGCGAUAACCGCUAAUAGCGGUUUCGAACUGUCUUGAAGUUUUUUGUGUGUCUACUCUAUGAUGAUUAAUCUUUUACCUAUUAUAUAUUUUUGAUAUUUCGUUAUGGGCGUUUAAAUAAAAUAAAUUAAGAAAAAAAAUUUACGAAUUGAAUAGCUUCAUUUUUAAUACCUAGUUAAUUCUGUUAUCUGUGUUGUGUUCCAAAUUACAUUCCCAACCUAACGAAAGUUCAGUCAGCUUGACAAACAUAACAAUAAUCCGCAUCACGGGUUUCAAAAAAAAUAUUCCAUACAGAAGUAAUUCAUAAACGAUGGUUAUAUUUCCUUUUUUAGAAAAAUGAUAACAGCAAAACAGGAUAAUAUACUGCUUAAUCUUCGUCGUCUUCGGCGACUUCUUGGUUUUUACCUUGCGCCUUACGAAGGUUUUUCCUCUUUACACGUCCAGGUCUUCCGCUACCGAAGGGUGAUUUCAGCGAGAAAUCGAUGUGUUUUUGAGAGUCAAGUCGCACAAUAAAACUUGGUACAUUUACAACUUGUUUAUGAACCCUGAAAAAUCAA
Planococcus citri (citrus mealybug) is the source of this 4135-nucleotide messenger RNA. Its product is annotated as ubiquitin-protein ligase E3B. Bases 252 to 3617 code for a protein of 1121 amino acids. Gene Ontology annotation, molecular function: protein binding; ubiquitin protein ligase activity. Gene Ontology annotation, biological process: ubiquitin-dependent protein catabolic process; protein polyubiquitination. The transcript is spliced from 19 exons. The record is from RefSeq and is a predicted model, not a curated record. NCBI's taxonomy places the organism in Eukaryota, Metazoa, Arthropoda, Insecta, Hemiptera, Pseudococcidae.